Knipowitschia caucasica is the source of this 1464-nucleotide messenger RNA. NCBI's taxonomy places the organism in Eukaryota, Metazoa, Chordata, Actinopteri, Gobiiformes, Gobiidae. The record is from the annotation of a GenBank genome assembly.
AUGCACCGGCUCUGCGUGCUCCUACUGUCCGCCCUCAGCGCAUCUGUCCUCGGCUCUGACGUCCUGGAUCUCACGGAUGAUGACUUCGCCUCCCGCAUCGACGAUCACGGCCUGAUACUCGUGGAGUUCUACGCACCAUGGUGCGGUCACUGCAAACGUCUGGCCCCAGAGUACGAAGCGGCCGCCACACGACUCAAAGGGGUUGUGUCUCUGGCAAAGGUGGACUGCACGGCCAACAGUGAGGUGUGCGGUAAAUACGGAGUGAAUGGAUAUCCAACCUUAAAGAUCUUCAGAGACGGAGAGGAAAGCGGGCCAUACGAGGGACCGCGCUCUGCAGAUGGCAUCGUGAGUUUCCUGAAAAAACAGGCCGGUCCUGCGUCUGUGGAGCUGAAGUCUGAGGACGAUCUGGAGAAGUUCAUCUCUGACCAGGACGCCAGUGUGAUCGGGUUCUUCAGCGCCUCCUCCUCUUCAGAGCAGCAGGAGUUCAUGAAAGCUGCUUCUUCUCUGAGGGAGAGUUAUCGCUUUGCUCACAGCAACGACGAAGGGUUGAUCUCUGCUCACGGAGAGGGAGUGGUUCUGUUCAGACCAAAGAAACUCCAGAACAAGUUUGAAGAAUCCACGGUGACGUUCAGUGAAGAGAAGUUCAGUAGCAACAAACUGAAGAAGUUCAUCCAGGAAAACAUAUGGGGGAUGUGUCCUCACAUGACCGAUGACAACAAAGACCAGCUUAAGGGCCGGGACUUGUGUGUGGUUUAUUAUGACGUGGACUACGUCAAGAACCCCAAGGGCUCCAACUACUGGAGGAACAGAGUGAUGAAGGUGGCCCAGGCCUUUGUCGGUUCCUCUCUCUCCUUUGCUGUGGCCAAUAAGAACUCGUUCCUGCAGGACCUGUCAGAGUUCGGAUUAGAUGCGGGCAGUGGAGAGCUCCCCCUUGUGGCCAUCCGUACUGCACGCGGAGACAAAUAUGUAAUGAGCCAAGAGUUCACGCGGGACGGUAAAGCUCUGGAGAGUUUUCUUCAGGAUUAUGUGGACGGGAAACUGAAGAGAUACCUGAAGUCUGAGCCGGUACCAGAGGACAACGAUGGACCAGUGAAGGUUCUUGUGGCUGAAAACUUCGACUCAAUUGUGAACGAUGAGUCCAAAGAUGUCCUCAUAGAGUUUUACGCUCCGUGGUGCGGUCACUGCAAAACUCUGGAGCCUAAGUACAAGGAGCUGGGAGAGAAGCUCUCCUCAAAUCCCAACCUGGUCAUUGCCAAGAUGGACGCCACUGCGAAUGAUGUGCCCUCGCCGUACGAAGUCAGCGGUUUCCCCACACUUUACUUCUCUCCAGCCGGGCAGAAAACUAGCCCCAAGAAAUACAACGGCGGUCGUGAGGUCAGCGACUUCAUUUCAUAUCUGAAACGUGAAGCAUCCAACCCUCUGGUGUUACCUGAAGAACCAAAGAAAAAGAAGACUGAGUUCUAA